Molecule: messenger RNA, 6428 nt
Organism: Limulus polyphemus (Atlantic horseshoe crab)
Lineage: Eukaryota; Metazoa; Arthropoda; Merostomata; Xiphosura; Limulidae
Exons: 18
Coding region: 372-6428 (2018 amino acids)
Biological process (GO): actin filament organization
Cellular component (GO): actin cytoskeleton
Molecular function (GO): actin filament binding
Source: RefSeq, a predicted model, not a curated record
GGUUUGGCACAACUAAGCUUAGUUCUAAUCAACGUCGGGAGCUGUUGGAUGAUUUGGGAAAAGUGCAUGUUUAAAAUAUUAAGAAAUGGGUUGAACGUUUAUCAGUUAACCAUACAGAAGUUCUGUUUUUAAUGUCACUGUAAGUCUGUUUAUUUAUAAAGUUAUCAUCAUCAGAAUUAUACCGAGCUUUUGUCCAUUUUUUUAUUUUGAGUAAGUUAACUGCGGGCCGUUAAACAAGAACUAGACCGCCGGGAACUGUGUAUAGAGAAGUCGGACUUAACUGCGGCAUGCUGAUGAGAGAGGGAUACAGAAGGAUGGUCAUGUUUCAGGAAGGAAGCUCCACAAAAGAUUAGACGCCAGUUCAUGAAGAUAUGAUGACACUGAAAGCUGAUUGCAAGAAGUUUGCACCAAACAUUUUCAACAAAUCAAAAUGUCAACAUUGUUUCAAAACGAAAGAAGCUCAUACAGCAGAAGCCCUGGAGAGCAACAGAGCUUCAAGAAAUGUAUCGAAAUGUGGCUACCUUUUUGUUGCCCCUGACUUUGACUUCUCUGUGUCAAUCAACAGAACAAAGAGAUGGCAGAGACGUUGGUUUGUACUCUAUGAUGAUGGAGAACUUACUUACUCAGUUGAUGAGCACCCUGACACUGUACCUCAGGCUGUGAUAGACAUGAACAAAGUGUUAGAAGUCUCAGAUGGGGAGAAUGUCACAGGAAACCAGUUUUCUAUUGCUAUCACAGCCCCAGACAAGGUCCACUUUAUCAAAGGAAUGAGCAAAGAAGAACGAAAUUGGUGGUUUGAUGUGUUGUCACGGUUUCCAACUAAUACAAUAAGAGGUAGAAACAAGAGGUUUGCAACCAUUCCUGGUGGUAAAGCAACAAUAACAAAUGUUUCAAAGCAGAAUGGAAACAAUUCUGAUAUCCCUGGUGAUUUCGUCAGGAGUGCCUCCACUAGACAACGAUUCAACACGUUUAACUCAGAAUUUUUGUCAUGCCAUGAUCCAGAUCUGUCAUGGGAAAAGUUUCAGAAGACCAAAACAACAGAGGAUGUCUUUCCGACCAAAGAGAAUGAAACUCUUAUCCUUGAAAAAAAACUCACAUCAACGCCUGUAGAGAAAAAUAUUGUGAUUAAUAAUAAACUGGAAAGUAGUGGUAGCAGUGACUGGAAGCAUGUGGAAAGUGAAAAUCUGAGAAAUAUUCUGAAUAGUAGUGGUAGUAUUAGCUCAUCACCACCUGGAAAUAAAGACAUCAAGGUGAAAAAAAGUGUUGAUGUGGAUGAAUCACCAAUUAAAGACAAGGUUAAGGUUAAUGAAAGUACAGAACAGAUAAAAAGCCGCAGUAGACGUUACCUAAAGAGAGAUGGGCGUAUUGUACGAAGCCAGAGGAGCCGCUCUGAUGGAGUUGCCAGGAUGAUACCAACCCAGCUUACUAGGGAAAUAGAAAGAAAGAGAAACCAGACUCUCACCACUUUAGAAUUACAGUUAGAGAAGACAAAUUUGGAGCAGCAAAACUAUAGUAACAACCAAGUCUAUUACUUGGAAUCUGUCUCAAAAGCAAAGACAGAAAAGUCAUUAGAGAGUCUUCAGAUAGAAUCAAUAUCUCCGCCACUGCAUCGUCGACGGCAUACCAGUGAAAGAGGAACAUUUAACCAAAGACUUCUGUUUGAUAAUGAUCGCGAGGAACAACCCCAGCAUGACUAUGAUAGUGGUCUUCAGCGCUCAGCAUCAGGAACUAACUUUCAUAGUUCAAGGUGGAGGAAUCAGAGUAAUAACCAAUGUGACAUUACCCCGCUGUUGUCUCAAGAUAUUGGCAACAAGACUGUGUUGCCUCUGAAGAUGUGUGAUGUGGAAGAUCUUGAAAAGCACAGAAUGCUGGGUGUUGAAACUCGGAUAUGUGGUGAUCCCGAUGGAUGUGAAUUAGAUUUGCUGCCCUCGUCUUUUCCUGUUGGAGUACCUGUCCAUUCAGAGUCCAUGCCUGUAGACUUGUGUCUUAAAAAGGGUUGGCUGUUAAGGCAAGGCCUCAAAGACUGGUACAAGCAGUGGUUUGUUCUCGAUAAUUCCUGUCUAAUAUUCUAUCGAGAUCCUAAUGCAGAGGAAUUGAGCAUCAUGGACGGAAUUGUAGAUUUACAGUUGGUGAAAGAAGUAGAGGAGCUAGAAUCGAACAAGAAUCAUGCAUUUUGCAUUAAAACAUUUGACAAUAAGAAGUAUGUGUUUGCUGCUGUCACUGCGGGUAUUCGAAGCAAUUGGAUUCAGACAAUCCAACAUGUUGUUGAAAAUUGGGAUCCAUUAACAGUGCAUAAGAAGAAUCUUACAGAUGUUUCCCUAAGAAAUCAACAUGAGAAAUCUGGUUUAAUUAGUCCUGUACGUAGUGAUGAGCCAAUCAAGCUAUUGGAUGCUUCUUCCAGUGAUGAUCCCUCUGAAUACUUUUCAAUUGUGGAUGAUGAUGAAGGAACUGAACAACCAGCUUCUCCACGAACAUUACCUCCCUCCCCACCUCUUAAUAGAACUGCCAUAUCAAAAGUCAAAGAAAAAGCUCGAUCUCGUUCAUCAUCAAGUUCUAGAAUAGGUCAUCAGCUACGAUCUCCUGGUCUACCAGAGAAUGAACAUUCUGUGAGCUUUACUGAAAUUGAUCAACAGAGUGAUGGUGGAGUAAGUGACCAGUCUAAUUCAAGUUUUCAAGGAGGGGACUUGUGCUACUGGGAUAGGAAGGCUUCAUCUAGGGAAUAUAUGAAUGAAAAUCUUGAAAACAAAAAGAAAAUUACUUCCAGCAAGAAUGAAGCAAUAUCAGAUUCAUUAGUAGCUCAUAAUAAUCAUCCUGAUUUGCAAAUAUCAAAGAAUGAAGCAUUGAUACCUGAAAAGGAUGAGGUUGUGAAGUUAAGUAAUGGUAAAGGUACAUUUUUAGUAGAAGAGUAUAUAGCUGAAACAAAACUUGAUCAGAAAAGUAAGGAACAGAGGAUCAGUAAAGGAAAUUCCAAAGAAAUUCCUGAAAAAUUCAGCAGCAAGGAUAAACAAAGAGAGAGGGAUCAGAAACAGGGAGGAAAUGGAGAAAAUGUAUAUAAAUCAAAAUAUGAAUCUUUAAAAAUGAAGUACAAAAAAGACCGAGCAGAAUGGGAAGACAUAUUGUCUAAAGAAAAAGCAUCCAAUCCUCUCAGAUCAAGAAAAAUGGAAGACUUACAAGAAACUCUUCAGAAUUGUAAAGAGCAGCUUUGGAGUAUAAAGUGUAAGCUAGAGAAAUCUACUGAAAAGAAAAGGGAUGUUCUAGUUUCCUGGAGAGAGAUUUCUAAACUGUAUGAAGAUGUUGAGAAGUUAGUUGGUUCCAGUGAAAGAAGAUCAAAGAAAGAUAUUGAAGUAUCUAAAUUAAAACAAUUGAUAAGUGAACUACAAGGAACAUGCAAUGAAAGAAAAGAAGAACUUGAAAGCCUGAGAAAUAAAUAUGACUCACGUAAGAAUUACAUAACAGAGUUAGAGCAGGAUCUAAUAAGAACAGGUGCUGAGCUAAAAAAGACCACAGUGGACAAAGUAGACCUGCAAAAUGUUAUUAAGCAACUUGAGAAAAUGCUAAGGAGCUCUCUGCAUGGUUCUGAUGAAGUAUCUGUCAAGGAACAGGAUUCUUUCUUGUUGCUGGAGAACUUAGAGUUGAAGACCAAACUAGAAACACUAUCUGAAGUCACAAGGAGUCUCAAAAAGAGGUUAGAGAAAGCCCACCAAAGUUUUGAUGAUCUUGAAAUCAACUAUUACAAGCUACAGCAGGAUGUUAAGAGGAUGCAGGACAGCCAUUCCUCUCAGCUAUCUCUGAUGACUGCUCGAGUUGAUGAUUUAACUACCAAACUUACAGGAUCUGAGAGAAACCUUCGACAAACAAAACAAAAACUCACAAGGAGUGAGUCUAGACAGGAGAGACGUAAAAGCUCACUUCGUGGCAAGGAUGGCUUGAAUGUGUCCAAAGAAUUUGAAUUAAAACUAGUAGACUUAGAACAGAAAUUAGAAUCACUUGAGUAUUCUUUGAAAAACUCCCAAGAAGGCAAAGAAGGAAGUGGAGAAUUUGUUUCUAAGUCACAAACACAGGCAAAUAAACAGAGCUCUGAAAAGUCAUCCGGAGAAACCCAGGGAUUCUUAAUUCGACUUAAUAAUUUGGAUACAAAGGUGAAAAAUGUGUGUAGUUUAGCAGAGUCCAUAAACCAUGAAAAUGAUCAAACAGAUAGCUUAGAAAAGCCCAAGAUCUGUAUACAGGUGAAAAAUGAUAGUGAAGAAAGUGGUCCAGAAGAAUGGAGUACACUGUCCUUAGCUAACAGCAUCACUGAUCUCCAUGAACUAGGAGCAGAAGAAGGUGAUGGUGAAAAACCUCAAACGCUUUCUGAGUGUGUGUAUUCUCUGUUUGAAAAAGUUCGAUCUUUAAGCCUAUGGUUUAGAAAUGUUGUAUACCUUCUCCAUAAGCAAGAAGGUCUUGAUGGAAGUAUUAAUACAGAAUUGAAGCACCUUGUAGAAGCUGUUGAGUGUUUAUCUUUUGGUGUUAGUGAAAACUUGCAAGUGAACCAAGAUAAGGGAUCUCUGUUCGAAGUAGUGUACCAAUUGACUCUUCUUCAGGAAGCUGUGAAAGGUGUAGAUAGACUUGCCAACUUCAAAGUUUCUGAAAAGAGAAAUUUGAUUGAAGAAAUAGUGAGGAUAAGCCAUUGGCUGUUAACAUUAGAGGAACAGCUGUCUUCUUCGGCAAAAGAUGUAUCUAUUAAUGGAGGCUGCACUGCAAGUAAUCUAGCCGUAAAGAAAACAUUGUGUGUACUCCUACAAGAUUCUGUUUUUGUCUCAGAUACAAGUGGAUUACAAGUGAAUAGUUGUUCUCAGGACAGUGUCCAAAAACUCAAUUCUGAUAUGACCACUCAGUUAAAUAGCCUAGAAGGUCUAUGGAAACGUGUUAGUAUAGUACUGAACAGAAUAAAAACUGAUAAUCUAACAGCUCUUUUUUCAUGUCUGAAAAACAGUUGUGCUAGUGAAGCCUGCAGAUUACAUGAACAGCUAUCAAUUGCUGACUUGUCACCUACAGAAAAAAUCAUUAAUGAAGAAUUAGUUUUAGCAGAACUUUGUCAUGUUGUCACACAGACCUGUGAGAAAAUCUGCAAGUUAUUAGUCCUCCAACGAAACCAACAGAUCAGGAUACUGUGCCGUGAUCAGGAUAUGUGUGAGAUGUGGUGUACAGUGAUUGAUCAAUCAAUUCAUCAAGAACUGGACAUAUUUUCUUCAGAACUUCGUACUGGUUUAGCAAAACUUCCAUUAUUAAAUAAGUUAGACUUGGAGUGUCUUCUUGGUAAAGAAGCUCUUACAAAGGCAGUUGAGUUAUCACAUCUUCUGGCUCUUAGUGGUACUUUCCAGGGAGUUCUAACAUACUUUAGAAACCAAGAGGAAAUUAUAACCACCAAUAAAAAGAGUAAGUAUAUUAAAAAAAACUCAGGUUUGUGUGAUGAGCAGUGGGUGAAUCGGGUGCGAGCCUCUAUAUAUCAACGAGCAGAGCAAGCUGUUUUUGGUUUUUCUUCUGUCUUAACACAGAAUACCUGUAGAUGUAUACAUGAAGCAAAUGAGAACAGUUUAGAAAAGCUUGCCAGACAAAAUGCUUCAAAUUUGGUUAAUCUGCAGAGUCAUUUUGAAAAAGAGCUUUCAGAAGAAACGGGUCUUUUGCAGUUGCAGUUGGAAACCUUACAACAGGAGCCAAAGCAGCAAUUGAAACAAGAAUGUUGCACAUGUGGUGAACUCAAGCAGAAGAUUUACCAACUGCAGAUACAGCUUGAAGAAUGCCAGCACUCUUCAGAAAAAAGCAGUGUGUGUCAUCAUUGUGAGGAACUUCAAAACCAACUUACUCAUUUGAAGGAUAAUCAAAAAGAGGAACUACAAAGCCUUAAAUAUGAACACCACAACAAAGUGGAAGCUAUAAGAAAGGAUAUGAAGGAAUUAUUUGAGCAACAAGAUAAACUCCACAGUGAGGAAGUCAGUCAACUUCAGAACGAACUCCAACUUUCUCAGAAACGCUUGAAGCAUCUUGAGUUCGAAUAUGAUGAGCAGAUGAGGAGCCUCAUUGAGGUUUACCAGCAAAAACUAGAAAAAAAACAUGAAAUCAUCAGUGAGGAGUCGAUACGGAGACGCUAUCAGUCAGAAAUUGAGCAGUGGAGGAAUCUGUCUGAGAAAGGGCUUGUGGCAAUGGAAAAUUCCUAUAAACGAAUGAUAGCUGACCUGGAAAACAAACACCAAAUGGAAAUUGAACAACUUGAGAAUGAGAAAGAGAAAGCUUUAGCUGAAGAAACUCAAGCAACAAGAGCAGCUCUUGAUGCAAUGAGGAAAGCUCACAAGGAAGAAGUGGAGCGGGAAAUUGUUAAGUUCAAAGAUGAAUUUCUGAAGCAGAUGGAACAUACACACAGUGGAGAAAGCCUGUAUAAGGAUCAUGAGUAA